This is a messenger RNA of Pichia kudriavzevii, 1878 nucleotides long. RefSeq lists its product as uncharacterized. NCBI's taxonomy places the organism in Eukaryota, Fungi, Ascomycota, Pichiomycetes, Pichiales, Pichiaceae. The coding region runs from base 1 to 1878 and encodes 625 amino acids. Gene Ontology annotation, molecular function: 1-acylglycerol-3-phosphate O-acyltransferase activity; 1-acylglycerophosphocholine O-acyltransferase activity. Gene Ontology annotation, biological process: lipid modification; glycerophospholipid biosynthetic process. Gene Ontology annotation, cellular component: endoplasmic reticulum; membrane. The transcript has a single exon. The record is from RefSeq and is a predicted model, not a curated record.
AUGGUUGCGUACUACAAUCCCUUUAGGACGUUGGUUCACAGUAUCUGCGACUCCUCCGGACUUGAUGCGACCUCGGUGAAAACAUUGCUAUGUCUGUUCUUGUCGUUCCCAAUAAGUGCCAUUUUCAAGAGAUUACCAGAUACUAGAUACAGGUUGAAGAACUUUUACAUCAUCAUUGCAAGCUCGGUGUAUAUUUUUUUCAUUAUCGAAAACUUUGAAGGGUUCUUUGUUCUUUUGGGCAAUGCAUUGUUCACUUAUUUUUUGACUAGGUACUACAAAUCAAGAUUCAUGCCAUGGGUCAAUUUGAUUGUCUUGAUGCUGUUACUAUGUCUCAACCAUAUCAGGGCGCAGUUGUCUGCUGUUGAGGCCGACCCAGAUGAGGUUGAUUUUACCGGCGCACAGAUGGUGUUGGUGAUGAAACUAAGUUCCUUUGCCUGGUCAUACUGGGAUGGGCAACUGUAUAAAAAGGAUAAGGAGAAAUUCGACAAGCAUUUGAACGUUUACCAGAAGAGUAGAAUCAUAGUUGAUCACCCAAGACUAUUGUCGUACUUGGGAUAUGUUUUCUUUUAUGCGUCAUUGUUGACUGGCCCCUCUUUUGAUUACGCUGAUUACCAGAAAUUUAUUUUGACUGAUUUGUUUGACGAUGUUCCGGAAUCCAAGAAGCCAGGACGUAGACGGAAGAGGAAAAUUCCUAAAAGUGGCAGAGUGGCAUUGAAGAAGGUCUUGGCUGGCUUUUUCUGGGUGGGUCUUUUUGUUUGGCUAACUCCUCUAAUCACAAUCGAUUACUCUUUAUCUGAAGAGUUCAGCGUGAAACCCUUUAUUUACAAACUAUUGUUUAUUUGGUUACUUGGGCUUACAGAAAGACUGAAAUACUAUGCAGUUUGGCUGAUAAGUGAAGGCGCUUGUAUUGUGGUAGGUUUGGGAUAUAACGGCUACGACUCGAAUAAAGAUAAGAUGUACUGGAAUAGAGUUCAGAAUAUCGAUCCUAUCAGAUUUGAAACCGGCCAAAACGUCCAUGACUGUCUUGAAGCGUGGAACAUGAAUACGAAUAAAUGGUUGAAGAAUUUUAUCUAUCUGAGAACAUGCACAAGAGAUCCGAAAACAGGCAAACUAAAAGCCGGUAUCAUCCCAACGUUGAUAACAUUCGCCACGUCUGCAUUCUGGCACGGAACAAUGCCUGGCUAUUACCUAACGUUUAUUUUGGGUGCAUUCUUACAAAGUGUUGGUAAGAUUUACAGAAGGAACUUCAGACCGAUUUUUAUUAGCAAAAAUGGCAGCAAUGUUUCACCUCACAAAAAACUCUACGACUUGGUCUGUUGGGUAGUAACACAACUAGCUUUUGGUUACGCUGUUCAACCGUUCUGCAUCCUGGAAUUGAAAAAGUCUCUUUUAGUAUGGAGAGAAAACUACUUUUGGGUUCAUGUUGGAUGCGCAACAACUUUGUUUGCAUUCAAUGGACCAUUUGGCAAAUCCCUCUCUAAAUUUCUCCAGAAAUAUCAUUUGCCUGAUAAACAGAUUGAGGAGAUCGAAGAGAAGCCUGAAGUUCCAAUUUCGAUCAAAUUGGCAACAUUGAAAGACCAAUUUGAUUCUACGACAGACUUAUUAGAGGUAUUGAAGAAUGCCAACAAUAAGCAACCUACAGCGGAGCUACCAGAGUUCGAUAACCAAGAAGAACUAAAGGAUAAUGUUAUCGAAUUUAGUGCAAUCGAAAACGACUUUAAUAAGCUUUCGAAGGAGUUUGAGGAAUGGACUGCGCAAUCUAUGAAAGGUAAGCAGCCAGGAGAAAUAACUGACGAAGAAAUGGCGCAGUUUAAGAAUGCCAUUACAAACUUUGAACAUGAUCUUUCUGAUUUUGUGAAAAAACUCCAGCCAAAUUGA